AUGACUAGAGCUAAAAUAGAACUCGGCGAUGUGACACCGCAUAAUAUAAAGCAGCUGAAGAAGUUAAACACAGUCGUAUUUCCAGUGUCCUACAACGACAAAUUCUACAAAGAUGUUUUGGAGGCAGGAGAACUAGCAAAGUUAGCUUAUUACAAUGAUAUCGUGGUGGGAGCAGUAUGCUGCAGGAUAGACACGUCGGAGAAUUCUCGGAGACUAUAUAUAAUGACCCUGGGUUGCUUAUAUCCCUAUAGAAGACUGGGUAUUGGUACUUUGAUGGUGGAACAUGUGCUCAAAUAUGUUGAACAAGAUGGCAAUUUCGACAGCAUUUUCUUGCAUGUGCAAGUAAACAAUGAAGGCGCUAUUGAUUUUUAUAAAAAGUUUGGCUUUGAAAUUGUGGAAACAAAAGAACAUUAUUAUAAGAGAAUAGAACCAGCAGAUGCUCAUGUGCUACAGAAGACUAUCAGAGAACCACAAGCUAAUGUACCAUUGCUUAACGGUUCCGUGCCACAUGCAAAAACAAAUGGACAUGAU
Molecule: messenger RNA, 531 nt
Organism: Iphiclides podalirius (scarce swallowtail)
Lineage: Eukaryota; Metazoa; Arthropoda; Insecta; Lepidoptera; Papilionidae
Source: the annotation of a GenBank genome assembly